Messenger RNA from Hordeum vulgare subsp. vulgare (domesticated barley), 1432 nucleotides. Its product is annotated as WAT1-related protein At1g09380-like. The record is from RefSeq and is a predicted model, not a curated record. The coding region runs from base 152 to 1297 and encodes 381 amino acids. Gene Ontology annotation, molecular function: transmembrane transporter activity. The transcript has 6 exons. Gene Ontology annotation, cellular component: plasma membrane. Lineage: Eukaryota; Viridiplantae; Streptophyta; Magnoliopsida; Poales; Poaceae.
GGUACCCUAGUUAUACUCCCUACCCUCCUCUAUAUAUACAGCUUCUCCUGAGUCCACAAUCGUACCCCUGGCCCCUGCACCCCUCUCCUUAUCUCAAGAAUAUCACUACCUUCAACUAGAGGGUUGCAGAGGCUAGCUAGAUAGUUUAGAUAUGAAGAGUGUUGGUAACUAUUUGCCUCUAAUUGGUAUGAUCCUGGUGCAGCUGGGUCUUGCUGGUCUGAAUGUGUUGUCAAAGCUCACCAUGGCGUCCGGCAUGAGCCCUUACGUGCUCAUCACCUACCGAAAUCUUGUCGCGGCUGUCUUCCUCGCCCCCUUUGCUUUCUUCUUUGAACGAAAAACUUGGACCUCAAUUAGCAAGAAGACACUAUUACAAAUUUUCUUAUGCUCCGUUGUUGGCGCAACGAUGAACCAGGUGUUUUACUUCGUGGGCCUCAAGUACAGCCGCCCGACCGUGGCGUCCGCGCUGAACAACACCCUCCCGGCGGUGACCUUCGCGCUGGCGGCGGCGCUCAAGAUGGAGCCCGUGGCGGCCCUCGCCGGGAAGGCCAAGGUGGGCGGCACGGCGCUCUGCGUUGCUGGCUCCAUGCUGAUGACCUUCUACAGGGGCGCCCUCAUCAGGACUCUGGACUCUCCGAUCCACUGGCCGUACGUGCAGCGCACCAUGACCGCCGAGGCCGCGGCACACGCCGGCGGGCACGCCGCCGCCCUCGGGGCGGCUCUGGUCAUCGCCUCCAACGUUGCCUGGGCAGUCUGGUUCAUCAUUCAGAAGAAGAUGUCCAACACCUUCUCGUCUCCGUACACGACGACGGUGUUAAUGGCGGCAAUGGCCAGCGUCCAGUGCAGCGUCAUCGCGCUGGCUGCGGAGCGGAGGCUCUCGGCGUGGGCGCUGGGGUUCGAUAUCAGGCUCAUCGGCUCGCUCUACGCGGGGGUGGUGGCGUCAGGGAUUGUGAUCGCGGUGAUGUCGUGGUGCAUCCAGGUGCGCGGGCCGGUGUUCGUGUCCAUGUUCAGCCCCAUGAUGCUCAUCAUCGUCGCCGUCGUCGGCUGGGGCAUCCUCGGCGAGAAGAUACGCGUCGGCAGCGUGAUCGGCGCCGUGCUCAUAGUCGUGGGGCUGUACACGGUGCUCUGGGGCAAGGGAAGGGACAUCGUUGCCGCCGAAACCGCGGAAGAUGACGACGAGGAGAUGAUGAAAACCGGCGGCGGCGAAGCGAGCAACGGGGCCGUCGUCGUCGUCGAUGGCGCGGCGGCCUCGCGGCCAUGCGCCGCUGCUGAUCGUCAUGAAGCAGCGGGCCGGACGUAGCAUGGCACGAGAUUUGCAGUGCAGUCUUAGCUGGUGUGAUGGCCUGAGUUUAUUAUGCCAUCUUGGAGUGUUGAACAAACAGAGCGACAUGAGUAGUAUGUUUCACUUAUUUUAUGAAAUCUAUCUAUCACCUCA